Messenger RNA from Chironomus riparius, 1560 nucleotides. NCBI's taxonomy places the organism in Eukaryota, Metazoa, Arthropoda, Insecta, Diptera, Chironomidae. The record is from the annotation of a GenBank genome assembly.
CAACAUAUCCAGAGUUUGUUGUGUGGCUACCACGUCACAUCAACAGUUGCAAUGUGUCGCUCGGAGAUUGUUUUGAAAGUGAAAAAUAAUUAAAACCUUUAUUUAAUGCAAUUUACGAUAAUUAAUUGGGAAUAAAACGAUGGAAGAGGACAAGAAUAGUCCAAAGUAUGCAAAGCUAUUGACAGAAUACUCAAAGCUACGAGCACAGGCAAAAGUAUUAAAGAAUGCUGUGGUCGAGGAGAGAAAUAAAGUAUCAGUACUGGAAGAAUCCUUGAGAAUUAAAGACCAAAAUUUGAGAAGAACAGAAUCGGAGAUUGACUCAAUUAACUUUAGGAACAAGCAGCUCGAGCAUCGAGUUUCGUCACUGCAAGAUGAUCUUCAGAACCUUAAUAAAUCAAAAGGCGGAGCCAAUAAAUCCAGUAAAUCAAAUCCAUCAAUUGGCAUUAAUCAAAUAGAUCCAAUAAUCUUUGAAGACUUCCAGAAAAAGAUUAUCGAAUGUGCGCAACUUUCAUCCACGAUUUCAGAUAAGAACAAUGAAAUUGAAAUGUAUAUAAAUCGUAUUAAAGAUCUCGAGUUACAUGUAUCGAAAUUGAGUAACAAUCAUUCAGAAACGGAAAAGAAAUUGCGUAGAGAAAUUGAGGUGCUAUCAAGUAAAAAUACAGAGUUAGAGACGAAAAUAAUAGAAGCUACAAGUCAAUUGGGCAGUGAGGGUGAUUCUACGAGUCUAAAAAGUGACUCAACAAUGCCAAUUAGUAAUCUUGUGGCGAGUACCAAUCAUACAGACGAUCGAAUAGCAUUCCUCGAAAAAGAACUGAACCAUUAUCGCACGCAAUAUGAAUUACUCAAAAUUAAUGAUGCCUUAAGAAUGGACGAGCAUCUUAUUUCACAGUCAAAUCAAUUGCCUAAUUUGAAUAGCAUUAAUAACAGUAAUCAGACGACAUCAACUACGAGAAAAGUUCUCUCAUCUCAAUCAUCAACAUCAUCAUCUAUGUCCAAUAACAAUCAUUCGACUUUUGUAAAUUAUCCGACGAGCAGUCAGAGCAGCGGAAGUAAAUCAUCUCCAUGUCAGACUAAAGGCCUUCCAGAAACAACAAAAUGCGACGAUGAUCAUGAAAUAGUCUUAAACCGUGACCAGGUUGUGUACGAGCAUUUUAGCAAACGAUUUGAGGAACUAUUUCAAGAGAAAAGUAGAGCUGAGUCGAAAGUUAUCAAUUACAUGACAGAGUGUGAGACUUUAAAGAAUAACAUCGAACUAUUGGCAGAAGAAAUUGAAGAGAAGGAUAAGAGUAUUGUUGAUUUUAAAGCGUCGUAUAUUCGAUUAGAGGAAGACUUCUUAACGACGAGAGUAAAUUAUGAGGAGCAGAUUUGCGUUUUAACGGAUCAAGUGAUAAGUUUGAGUGAUCAACUUGCUUCAAGAUAAACCAUUACUAUAAUUUUUUGUUUAAAUUCAGACCCGAUUUAUCUCAUAUUUUUGCGUUAUUAACUGGAAAUGCUAGUAAUGAGUUAUAUAUUAUAUAUAAAUGUAUGUAUUAUUAUGAAAGAUAAUAAAAGAAAGUUCUA